UCUUCUCUCCCUUCUCUUCUCGAAUGCACAAAAUCCCAGAGGCUUUCGGUUGCUUCUCUUGCGAUUUCAUUCUCUCCACCAUCACCAUGUACUUGGCGUUUGGGGCGAACUUCACUGUUCACACGAUGGAUAGAUCCGAGCUCUUAUUUGAGAAGGGCAUGCGGCUGGCCAUCUCCUUCAAUGGUGACGCCUUCAAUGUCGCUGCUGUUGCGAAUAUGGGAAGAACACAAUGAUGGAAGAUUAGGCGACACCACUGCCAUAUGAUUUCGCGGUCUCCACCAUUGCACCUCGUUCUCUGGAUUGGUCUCUAAAUGCAAGUUGUAGGUCACCUUCCUUUCUCUUACACCUUGCUCCCACCCUUGCUGUUAAUUCUCCACAAUCCUUUUUGGUAACUUCACGGCGCCUUGUCGUCGUUUUAAUGGAUUCCCAUUUUUUUCGGCUCCUGUCUUUUUCUCUCCCUUUUCCUUAUACACUGCACCCUCCCCCGAUAAGGCCUGGGUCCCUCCGUUCUGCAACAGAGCAUCUGUUUGAUAGAACAAGUGUAUCCCACUAAUAUAAUGCAUCGCAAAGGGACAAGACAAACGUUUGGCUUUUCUCUCUUUCUACCCAUUCUGCAGCAGAGCAUCUGCUUGAGAGGAAGAAGAAAAAGUGUAUCCCACACUAAUGUAACGCAUGGGAAAGGGAGGAAAGAGCAUCUGUUUGAGAGGAAGAAGAAAAAGUGUAUCCCACACUAAUGUAACGCAUGGGAAAUGGAGGAAAGAGCAUCUGUUUGAGGUAUCCCAUUGAUACAACCGCAUGCGAAGGGGAGAGAACACACCUAUAUAUACACUUUCUCUCUCUCUCUCUCUCUCUCUCUCUUUGUGUGGCUGUUGGCUGUGGAAAUUCAACCAUGUUCCUUGCUAGAUACCCAAACCUCCACCCCACGAAGGGCCAUCAUCUCCGAAAUCGUCACAGGAGACCAACCUCAGCCAGACCCUCUGCAUCAUCACUAGGCUUUUCCGUUCCUCUUCAUCCAGAGGCCAAGAAUCCUGCUCUGGGGCACCAAGAAGAUAUGAAUUUGAGGAUGAACGGAAUGAAAGAGAUGUUUCGUAAUCUCGAAGUGUCUAUUUCUGCGUAUGACACUGCUUGGGUCGCCAUGAUCCCAUCAUCUUCUGCAGGUUCUCCUCUUUUUCCUCAGUGCCUUAACUGGGUACUUGAGAACCAGCGACGAGAUGGCUCCUUUGAUGAUCUCCACGACGAGCAUCCCUGUCUUCUCAGGAGCUCUCUGACCUCCACCUUGGCUUGUGUUCUUGCUCUCAAGAAGUGGAACGUUGGGGAUAAAUACAUUGAAAAAGGUCUAUACUUCAUCGAGUCCAAGUUUGAGGAUGCAGAUAAAUAUGAGGAACAGCAUUCUCCAAUUGGUUUUGACAUUAUUUUUCCUGGACUUCUUGAAUAUGCAAGAGACCUGAACUUGAAUUUUCCUUUAAGUGCAAGCCAUGUUCGCCGCAUGCUUGAUAAGAGAGACUCAGAGUUUAGGAGAAUCUGUCAUAAUACCUCGAAAGGGAAGAAGGCUUGUUUGGCAUAUCUUGCAGAAGGAUUAGGCCAGUUGCUAGGCUGGGAAGAAGUGAUGAAAUAUCAGAGGAAGAACGGAUCUCUUUUUAAUUCGCCAUCAGCCACUGCAGCUGCUCUUAUUAAUCUUCAAGACACAAGAUGUUUUGAGUACUUAACAUCUCUUUUAUGUAGAUUUCAGAAUGCAGUUCCAACCAUUUAUCCUGUUGAUAUAUAUGCCCGUCUAUUGUUGGUUGACAACAUUGAGAAGUUGGGAAUUGAUCGGUAUUUUAGAAACGAGAUUAACACUAUAAUGGAUGAUACUUAUAGAUGUUGGUUGGAAAAUGAUGAAGAUUUAUUCUCGGAUGUAACCACAUCCGCCCUUGCAUUUCGACACCUUAGGAUGAACGGGUAUGAAAUUUGUUCAGAUGUUUUUGAUGGGUCCAAUGAAGUGAUGCUUUCGACCUCAAUGGAAGGACACACAUCUGAUAUAAGUGCUGUGUUAGAAUUAUACAGGGCUUCACAAAUUACUGCUAGCAGAAGUGAACCAGCUCUUCAAAAUCUCAAAUCCUGGUCGAGUGAUUUUCUGAAGAAAAAGCUUUCCAUGAUUAAUCAAAGGGAUGAAUUCACGAGAGUGAUAACCAAAGAGGUGGAUUAUGCCCUCAAGUUUCCUUACCACAUGAACCUGGAACGUCUUGCAAGCAGGAGAAACAUAGAGAACUGCAAUGCUGCUUCUAUCCACAUUCUAAAAGCACCAUACAAGAUCAACCAUGUUAACCAUAAGGAUUUCAUGGGGUUGGCCAUUAAAGAUUUCACCUGGUGCCAAUCUCUAUACCGUGAAGAACUACAGCAACUGGAUAGAUGGGUUGAAGAAAACAGAUUGCAUCACCUUACGUUUGCCAGGCAAAAACUGUCCUACUGUUAUUUCUCUGCAGCAGCAACACUUUUUGCUCCUGAAAUGGCUACUGCACGCAUGUCAUGGGCCAAAAAUGGAGUCCUUACAACUGUAGUUGAUGACUUUUUUGAUAUUGGCGGCUCCAGAGAAGAGCUGGAAAAUCUUAUAGAAUUAGUUCAAAAAAUGGAUGCAAGCUCACCUGCUGAUUGUUGUUCUUCACAAGUGGAGAUCAUAUUUUCUGCACUCUGCAGCACAGUCAGUGAUUUAGUUGCUGCAGCCAUGUCUUGGCAGGGAAGAAAUAUUAGAGGCCAUCUGAAGCAAAUAUGGCUUAAUCUGCUAAGGUCAAUGAUGAAAGAGGCUGAGUGGAAAAUAGAUAAGAAGGUGCCUACGCUGGAUGAAUAUAUGACAAAUUCAAGGGUAUCAUUUGCCUUAGGACCAAUCAUUCUGCCUGCACUCUAUUUUGUUGGGCCAGUAGUUUCAGAUGAGGUAAUAAAUCUUCCUGAAUACGAGCAACUUUUCCUACUUACCAGCACAUGUGGGCGCCUCCUCAAUGAUGUUCAAGGUUUUCAGAGAGAAAGCAGUGAGGGGAAGUUGAGCAGCAUAUCAUUGUAUAUGAGAGAGCGGGCGUGUGCUUCUGAGGAGGAAGCAAUUAGACAAAUAAGGAGCAUCAUAGAUGAGAGCAGGCAGGAACUGCUGGGUCUAGUUGUGAAAAACAGUGGCAGUGAGGUCCCUCGAGCAUGUAAAGAUCUGUUCUGGAAGAUGUGCAGAAUCCUUCACCUCUUCUAUGCCAAUUGUGAUGGGUUCACCUCCCCAAAAGAAAUGAUGGGUGCCAUUUAUGCAGUCAUUCAUGCGCCUCUUGAUCUUUCUUCUGCCUAGCAGAUGAUUGCUUAGAUUUGAUUUUAAUAUUUAAGACAGCAUCUUUCAUUCCAAUAAUAUUGUACUCAUAAUUAUUCAGAAACGUAGAUAUUCUAUACAUUGGAAGCAUUGGUUGGCCAA
Nymphaea colorata (pocket water lily) is the source of this 3418-nucleotide messenger RNA. Its product is annotated as terpene synthase 6, chloroplastic. NCBI's taxonomy places the organism in Eukaryota, Viridiplantae, Streptophyta, Magnoliopsida, Nymphaeales, Nymphaeaceae. The record is from RefSeq and is a predicted model, not a curated record. The transcript is spliced from 14 exons. Gene Ontology annotation, molecular function: terpene synthase activity; magnesium ion binding. Bases 743 to 3298 code for a protein of 851 amino acids. Gene Ontology annotation, biological process: diterpenoid biosynthetic process.